AGAUGAUGGAAACCCUGACAGUAACCGGUGGGUGGGUCUCAUCCUGGUCAUCUCCUUCUUCUUGGUCAUCAGCGUUCUCGCCUUCCCCAACGGUCCUUUCACGAGACCCCAUCCAGCAAUAUGGCGGAUAGUGUUCGGAUUGAGUGUGCUGUACUUCCUCUUCCUGGUUUUCAUCAUCUUCCUGAACUGGGAGCAGGUCAAGUCUCUCAUGUUCUGGCUGGAUCCCAAUCUGCGCUACGCCAAACGGGAAGCCGACAUCAUGGAGUAUGCCGUGAAGCUGACGGAGCUGAACACGUUCUUCCUGAAGCACAUCUUCGUGUUCCCAGCAUGCCACGCUCUCAGCUGGUGCCGGAUCCUGUUCAUCGGGAUCAUCACGGCUCCUACUGUACGGCAGUAUUACGCGUACCUGACAGACACACAGUGCAAACGGGUCGGGACUCAGUGCUGGGUGUUCGGGGCGAUCGCUUUCCUGGAGGCGCUGGCCUGCAUUAAAUUUGGACAGGACUUGUUUUCCAAGACGCAGGUUCUCUAUGUGAUUUUGUGGCUCGUGUGUUUGGCUUUCAUCACGUUCCUGUGUCUGUAUGGGAUGGUGUGGUACGCUGAGAACUACGGGCCCCGAGAGAAGAGCUUCUCGGAGUGUGAGGACAGUAUUUACACGGAGCCGGACGACGCUGUGUCUGAAUGCAGAGGGGAGUUUGAGACGGACAGCACGACUUCCUCUUCUACCAGGAAACGGAGGGACUCUGUAAAUAACACAAGCAUCAAUGGCGUGGAGAAAUAAGCCUGACUCUGAAAGGAUUUGCACACGUGUGGCUCCUGUGAACGGAGGGAGCAUCAGAUGAAUGAGAUUAUGAAGGGUGAGAUUGGCUCAGGUCUGGUCAGAGCGCAAGGCAAUACUGUGUUUAGUUAGUCAGCUGACUUCACCUGUUGAACUUCAGAGACUGGUUAACCAGGUGAGAUCCCAAGCAGUGCUGUGCGUCAUGGUGUUUUCAGUCGCAUGCGUGACUCGUAACAGUGCUGUAAUCUAUGUCACAGAUGUUUUCAACGGUGUAUUUUACGAUUUUUCAGAUUAUGUUAUCAUAUGUGACCCUGG
Sinocyclocheilus rhinocerous is the source of this 1093-nucleotide messenger RNA. Its product is annotated as phosphatidylserine synthase 1-like. The record is from RefSeq and is a predicted model, not a curated record. NCBI's taxonomy places the organism in Eukaryota, Metazoa, Chordata, Actinopteri, Cypriniformes, Cyprinidae. The annotation marks the transcript as partial. The transcript has 10 exons. Gene Ontology annotation, biological process: phosphatidylserine biosynthetic process. Gene Ontology annotation, molecular function: L-serine-phosphatidylethanolamine phosphatidyltransferase activity.